UUCAGAUUUUCAUCUGUUUGAAAUGUCAGUGAAGUGAAAAAGGUGAACAAGGACAAGUGAAGCUUCGUCACCCACAAUGGGCGACCCGAUAACUUUCCCACAACUUCUGGUUCUGUCAGCGUUUGGGAUCGUAUUUGUCGCAUGUGUGGCCUCUGCAACCAACAACACAACCCAAGGUUUCCUGACCCCUGGAAUCAGCUCCACGUCCCAGGAAUCAUGCCCAGGAGACGUCCUGCUGGACGUCAGCCGCAGCGUAUUUGCAGCGGUGGACUCGCUGGUGGGAGAACUUUCUUGUAAAAGGAAGGAAAAUGGAAGCCAGACUGAAGACUCGUUCAUGGAGGUGGAACAAAACAUCCGGCGGAUUGUUAACUCGUCUAUUAAAGUCUUUUCAGACUUGGGCACCAAUCUGUCUGGAUUCGAUGUUUUGGAACAAAUUGGGAUCCUGGACAGCCUGAGCGUGGAUGACUACAACGACCCGGCAUUCAUCAGGCUCUGGUUCUCUCUGAAGAUGACUUUCCUGUUGCCUUUUGUCACUGACAGAUUCCUCUUCCAGCUUGGCAACAGGAACUUCAGCUGCACUUCCUUCCAAGAACUGGUGAAGUCUCUCAGUGAAGGACUUGAGGCGUCUCAGACAACAGAGAGGAAACAAAUCUACAGCAACUUCAUUCGGGUGUAUCUGACAAGAAAGAACACAGCAGAACCUGGAUGCACAGAAAAUGUGGCAGGAAUUGAAGAAUGGCUGGAAAAAAACAUUCGGAGCUUUUUGGUCUUUGCAAGACUUCAAGACCUCAAAACAAUGAACAGAAAUUUUUCUGGAAGUGAAGUGGUGGAGAAGCUCUCACCACAGCAGAGAGCAGAGCUGAUCCUGGAUCCAGACAGCGGUGUUUUGGACAAUGCCGACUUUGUCAGAAUAAUCAUCAAAAACCUGACAAUGUUUGGAGAUGAUGAGCAACUGGACCAGUUUUUUCAGAUGUUUUCACUACUAAGCAAAGAGACAAACACAACCUACAUCCAAAAUGUGGCGGUACGAGAGACCAUCUUAAACCUGACUCUGAGCAGCCUGGCUCUUAAAUUUGACAACUUUGAGGUACAAGACUACCAGCUGUGGUUUCAAGUUUAUUUGAUUCCUGUGAUAGCAAGCAUCCAACCAGACAGCCUGCGGGUGAUACCCGGUAACAUCAGCUGUGAAGCCUACGGAGCGAUAGUCACUGGCCUAAUGGAAAGCCUGAAGAUCCUGCCACCGCAAAUUUCAAUGGACGUGAGGUCAAGCCUGGAAUCACUGCAGGAGGCCUUCCCAGAUUGUGCAACACUGGAUUCUUUCACGUGCAAAGACACACACGUUGAUGACAGCUCUCAACUCCACGCACUGGAAGAUGACAAUUCUACUGAAGCCGUGUGCAACUUCACCAUCACUGAACACGCCUGUGCCCCGACAAGACGACUCUCAGCAGAAAACUUGGCCACGCUCUUGAAGUGCUCUCUGGAAAGCAACCGGAUGUACGUGGUGGAAGUUUGGCAGCUUCUUUUCCAAAAAGCUUCUCCCGUACUCAGACAGGCUCUGGCCUCAUUCUCCGCCACGGCUCAACUGAAGAGUGAAGAUUUUGUUAGAAGCUGGUUCCAGAUGGAUCUCGGUCCAUUCCUGGCCUCCCCGUCAACAAAUUUCCUCUUCUGCCUUGGCACCUACAACUUCAGCUGCCAGACCUACCAGAUUGUCAUCGGAGCAUUCAGCAACCAAAGCCCACUGAUGGACAACGACAGAAAGCGAGCAGUCUUUACUCACUUCAUCCAACCAUUCCUUUCCAGAAAGGAUUUGCCAGACCCAGGCUGUGUGUCAUCUGCCAAUAGUAGUCAGCUCUGGCUACAGGCCAACUUUGGCAAUUUCUCUCAAUUUGCCAGCGUAGAGGAUCUGCAAGCCCUUUAUCCCAACUUCUCCAGUGCCGAAGUCCUGUCGAAACUGUCUCCCUCUCAGGUAGCAGAGUUUCUGCUGAGCACAGACAUCUCGAAUGACACACGACUUGUCGAUCGAGUCUUUGAGCGACUGCAGGUUGGAAAUGCUGUUGAAAACGUGGACGCAUUCUUUACCAAACUUACAGAGAAGGAGGUCCCAGAGUUUCAAGUUGACGUCAGAGAUCGCAUCAUGAACAGGACCUACAUCAUCGUCGGUCCCUCUUUCCCAGAGUUCCCUGAAAAGGAUCUUUUUGACUGGUUCCAUGUCAAACUGGUCCCGGUUCUCCCAAGUUUCACUCCACAAAUGCUCCAAGAUGUAAUCACCAACAUCAACUGCACAAAAUACCAUGUCAUCGUGAGUGGGAUGGGCAAAGUGUGUCUUGCCGUAGCUCAGGAAAGACAAGAAGAAAUUGCAGCUGUUUUGCUGCAGUACCUGAAAAACUCUGCUGAUGUCAUCAACCGGCCAGCUUGCAGGGUAAACAUCCAGACCGAUUCCCAGUGGGUGGAAACAAACCUGGGCCCAUUUUCUCAAUACGCCACAUAUUUUGAGCUCAAAUUCUUCAACCUCUCUCAGGGAGCACUUGUGAGCGUUCUUUCACCCAAACAGAAAGCUGAGCUUCUGACAGAUCCAGGCAGCAAUGCUCUGGAGGAUGCCACCCUCGUAAAGGAGGUGCUCACAAACUUGACAGAGCCCGGCAAUGUGGAGCAGCUUGGUCAGUUUUUCCUGGUGUUCACACAGUCACUCCAGCAGACAAACACAACCUACAUCCAAAAUGUGGCGGUACGAGAGACCAUCUUAAACCUGACUCUGAGCAGCCUGGCUCUUAAAUUUGACGACUUUGAGGUACAAGACUACCAGCUGUGGUUUCAAGUUUAUUUGAUUCCUGUGAUAGCAAGCAUCCAACCAGACAGCCUGCGGGUGAUACCCGGUAACAUCAGCUGUGAAGCCUACGGAGCGAUAGUCACUGGCCUAAUGGAAAGCCUGAAGAUCCUGCCACCGCAAAUUUCAAUGGACGUGAGGUCAAGCCUGGAAUCACUGCAGGAGGCCUUCCCAGAUUGUGCAACACUGGAUUCUUUCACGUGCAAAGACACACACGUUGAUGAAAAACUCAUCUGCUCCGAGGUAGACAGCUCUCAACUCCACGCACUGGAAGAUGACAAUUCUACUGAAGCCGUGUGCAACUUCACCAUCACUGAACACGCCUGUGCCCCGACAAGACGACUCUCAGCAGAAAACUUGGCCACGCUCUUGAAGUGCUCUCUGGAAAGCAACCGGAUGUACGUGGUGGAAGUUUGGCAGCUUCUUUUCCAAAAAGCUUCUCCCGUACUCAGACAGGCUCUGGCCUCAUUCUCCGCCACGGCCCCCACCGCCAUGAGCGCAGCCUAUUCCAAUCCUCUUGAUGCUCUGAGAGAAGUGGUUGCUAAAAACCUCACACAGGCUCAACUGAAGAGUGAAGAUUUUGUUAGAAGCUGGUUCCAGAUGGAUCUCGGUCCAUUCCUGGCCUCCCCGUCAACAAAUUUCCUCUUCUGCCUUGGCACCUACAACUUCAGCUGCCAGACCUACCAGAUUGUCAUCGGAGCAUUCAGCAACCAAAGCCCACUGAUGGACAACGACAGAAAGCGAGCAGUCUUUACUCACUUCAUCCAACCAUUCCUUUCCAGAAAGGAUUUGCCAGACCCAGGCUGUGUGUCAUCCGCCAAUAGUAGUCAGCUCUGGCUACAGGCCAACUUUGGCAAUUUCUCUCAAUUUGCCAGCGUAGAGGAUCUGCAAGCCCUUUAUCCCAACUUCUCCAGUGCCGAAGUCCUGUCGAAACUGUCUCCCUCUCAGGUAGCAGAGUUUCUGCUGAGCACAGACAUCUCGAAUGACACACGACUUGUCGAUCGAGUCUUUGAGCGACUGCAGGUUGGAAACGCUGUUGAAAACGUGGACGCAUUCUUUACCAAACUUACAGAGAAGGAGGUCCCAGAGUUUCAAGUUGACGUCAGAGAUCGCAUCAUGAACAGGACCUACAUCAUCGUCGGUCCCUCUUUCCCAGAGUUCCCUGAAAAGGAUCUUUUUGACUGGUUCCAUGUCAAACUGGUCCCGGUUCUCCCAAGUUUCACUCCACAAAUGCUCCAAGAUGUAAUCACCAACAUCAACUGCACAAAAUACCAUGUCAUCGUGAGUGGGAUGGGCAAAGUUGUGUCUGCCGUAGCUCAGGAAAGACAAGAAGAAAUUGCAGCUGUUUUGCUGCAGUACCUGAAAAACUCUGCUGAUGUCAUCAACCGGCCAGCUUGCAGGGUAAACAUCCAGACCGAUUCCCAGUGGGUGGAAACAAACCUGGGCCCAUUUUCUCAAUACGCCACAUAUUUUGAGCUCAAAUUCUUCAACCUCUCUCAGGGAGCACUUGUGAGCGUUCUUUCACCCAAACAGAAAGCUGAGCUUCUGACAGAUCCAGGCAGCAAUGCUCUGGAGGAUGCCACCCUCGUAAAGGAGGUGCUCACAAACUUGACAGAGCCCGGCAAUGUGGAGCAGCUUGGUCAGUUUUUCCUGGUGUUCACACAGUCACUCCAGCAGACAAACACAACCUACAUCCAAAAUGUGGCGGUACGAGAGACCAUCUUAAACCUGACUCUGAGCAGCCUGGCUCUUAAAUUUGACGACUUUGAGGUACAAGACUACCAGCUGUGGUUUCAAGUUUAUUUGAUUCCUGUGAUAGCAAGCAUCCAACCAGACAGCCUGCGGGUGAUACCCGGUAACAUCAGCUGUGAAGCCUACGGAGCGAUAGUCACUGGCCUAAUGGAAAGCCUGAAGAUCCUGCCACCGCAAAUUUCAAUGGACGUGAGGUCAAGCCUGGAAUCACUGCAGGAGGCCUUCCCAGAUUGUGCAACACUGGAUUCUUUCACGUGCAAAGACACACACGUUGAUGAAAAACUCAUCUGCUCCGAGGUAGACAGCUCUCAACUCCAAGCACUGGAAGAUGACAAUUCUACUGAAGCCGUGUGCAACUUCACCAUCACUGAACACGCCUGUGCCCCGACAAGACGACUCUCAGCAGAAAACUUGGCCACGCUCUUGAAGUGCUCUCUGGAAAGCAACCGGAUGUACGUGGUGGAAGUUUGGCAGCUUCUUUUCCAAAAAGCUUCUCCCGUACUCAGACAGGCUCUGGCCUCAUUCUCCGCCACGGCCCCCACCGCCAUGAGCGCAGCCUAUUCCAAUCCUCUUGAUGCUCUGAGAGAAGUGGUUGCUAAAAACCUCACACAGGCUCAACUGAAGAGUGAAGAUUUUGUUAGAAGCUGGUUCCAGAUGGAUCUCGGUCCAUUCCUGGCCUCCCCGUCAACAAAUUUCCUCUUCUGCCUUGGCACCUACAACUUCAGCUGCCAGACCUACCAGAUUGUCAUCGGAGCAUUCAGCAACCAAAGCCCACUGAUGGACAACGACAGAAAGCGAGCAGUCUUUACUCACUUCAUCCAACCAUUCCUUUCCAGAAAGGAUUUGCCAGACCCAGGCUGUGUGUCAUCCGCCAAUAGUAGUCAGCUCUGGCUACAGGCCAACUUUGGCAAUUUCUCUCAAUUUGCCAGCGUAGAGGAUCUGCAAGCCCUUUAUCCCAACUUCUCCAGUGCCGAAGUCCUGUCGAAACUGUCUCCCUCUCAGGUAGCAGAGUUUCUGCUGAGCACAGACAUCUCGAAUGACACACGACUUGUCGAUCGAGUCUUUGAGCGACUGCAGGUUGGAAACGCUGUUGAAAACGUGGACGCAUUCUUUACCAAACUUACAGAGAAGGAGGUCCCAGAGUUUCAAGUUGACGUCAGAGAUCGCAUCAUGAACAGGACCUACAUCAUCGUCGGUCCCUCUUUCCCAGAGUUCCCUGAAAAGGAUCUUUUUGACUGGUUCCAUGUCAAACUGGUCCCGGUUCUCCCAAGUUUCACUCCACAAAUGCUCCAAGAUGUAAUCACCAACAUCAACUGCACAAAAUACCAUGUCAUCGUGAGUGGGAUGGGCAAAGUUGUGUCUGCCGUAGCUCAGGAAAGACAAGAAGAAAUUGCAGCUGUUUUGCUGCAGUACCUGAAAAACUCUGCUGAUGUCAUCAACCGGCCAGCUUGCAGGGUAAACAUCCAGACCGAUUCCAAUGAUCUGCGAGAACGCGCGGGCACAGGAGCACUUGUGAGCGUUCUUUCACCCAAACAGAAAGCUGAGCUUCUGACAGAUCCAGGCAGCAAUGCUCUGGAGGAUGCCACCCUCGUAAAGGAGGUGCUCACAAACUUGACAGAGCCCGGCAAUGUGGAGCAGCUUGGUCAGUUUUUCCUGGUGUUCACACAGUCACUCCAGCAGACAAACACAACCUACAUCCAAAAUGUGGCGGUACGAGAGACCAUCUUAAACCUGACUCUGAGCAGCCUGGCUCUUAAAUUUGACGACUUUGAGAGUCACUGGCCUAAUGGAAAGCCUGAAGAUCCUGCCACCGCAAAUUUCAAUGGACGUGAGGUCAAGCCUGGAAUCACUGCAGGAGGCCUUCCCAGUUGCUGCUUUGUUUGUCCCCAGUGCAAAGACACACACGUUGAUGAAAAACUCAUCUGCUCCGAGGUAGACAGCUCUCAACUCCAAGCACUGGAAGAUGACAAUUCUACUGAAGCCGUGUGCAACUUCACCAUCACUGAACACGCCUGUGCCCCGACAAGACGACUCUCAGCAGAAAACUUGGCCACGCUCUUGAAGUGCUCUCUGGAAAGCAACCGGAUGUACGUGGUGGAAGUUUGGCAGCUUCUUUUCCAAAAAGCUUCUCCCGUACUCAGACAGGCUCUGGCCUCAUUCUCCGCCACGGCCCCCACCGCCAUGAGCGCAGCCUAUUCCAAUCCUCUUGAUGCUCUGAGAGAAGUGGUUGCUAAAAACCUCACACAGGCUCAACUGAAGAGUGAAGAUUUUGUUAGAAGCUGGUUCCAGAUGGAUCUCGGUCCAUUCCUGGCCUCCCCGUCAACAAAUUUCCUCUUCUGCCUUGGCACCUACAACUUCAGCUGCCAGACCUACCAGAUUGUCAUCGGAGCAUUCAGCAACCAAAGCCCACUGAUGGACAACGACAGAAAGCGAGCAGUCUUUACUCACUUCAUCCAACCAUUCCUUUCCAGAAAGGAUUUGCCAGACCCAGGCUGUGUGUCAUCCGCCAAUAGUAGUCAGCUCUGGCUACAGGCCAACUUUGGCAAUUUCUCUCAAUUUGCCAGCGUAGAGGAUCUGCAAGCCCUUUAUCCCAACUUCUCCAGUGCCGAAGUCCUGUCGAAACUGUCUCCCUCUCAGGUAGCAGAGUUUCUGCUGAGCACAGACAUCUCGAAUGACACACGACUUGUCGAUCGAGUCUUUGAGCGACUGCAGGUUGGAAACGCUGUUGAAAACGUGGACGCAUUCUUUACCAAACUUACAGAGAAGGAGGUCCCAGAGUUUCAAGUUGACGUCAGAGAUCGCAUCAUGAACAGGACCUACAUCAUCGUCGGUCCCUCUUUCCCAGAGUUCCCUGAAAAGGAUCUUUUUGACUGGUUCCAUGUCAAACUGGUCCCGGUUCUCCCAAGUUUCACUCCACAAAUGCUCCAAGAUGUAAUCACCAACAUCAACUGCACAAAAUACCAUGUCAUCGUGAGUGGGAUGGGCAAAGUUGUGUCUGCCGUAGCUCAGGAAAGACAAGAAGAAAUUGCAGCUGUUUUGCUGCAGUACCUGAAAAACUCUGCUGAUGUCAUCAACCGGCCAGCUUGCAGGGUAAACAUCCAGACCGAUUCCCAGUGGGUGGAAACAAACCUGGGCCCAUUUUCUCAAUACGCCACAUAUUUUGAGCUCAAAUUCUUCAACCUCUCUCAGGGAGCACUUGUGAGCGUUCUUUCACCCAAAAAGAAAGCUGAGCUUCUGACAGAUCCAGGCAGCAAUGCUCUGGAGGAUGCCACCCUCGUAAAGGAGGUGCUCACAAACUUGACAGAGCCCGGCAAUGUGGAGCAGCUUGGUCAGUUUUUCCUGGUGUUCACACAGUCACUCCAGCAGACAAACACAACCUACAUCCAAAAUGUGGCGGUACGAGAGACCAUCUUAAACCUGACUCUGAGCAGCCUGGCUCUUAAAUUUGACGACUUUGAGGUACAAGACUACCAGCUGUGGUUUCAAGUUUAUUUGAUUCCUGUGAUAGCAAGCAUCCAACCAGACAGCCUGCGGGUGAUACCCGGUAACAUCAGCUGUGAAGCCUACGGAGCGAUAGUCACUGGCCUAAUGGAAAGCCUGAAGAUCCUGCCACCGCAAAUUUCAAUGGACGUGAGGUCAAGCCUGGAAUCACUGCAGGAGGCCUUCCCAGAUUGUGCAACACUGGAUUCUUUCACGUGCAAAGACACACACGUUGAUGAAAAACUCAUCUGCUCCGAGGUAGACAGCUCUCAACUCCACGCACUGGAAGAUGACAAUUCUACUGAAGCCGUGUGCAACUUCACCAUCACUGAACACGCCUGUGCCCCGACAAGACGACUCUCAGCAGAAAACUUGGCCACGCUCUUGAAGUGCUCUCUGGAAAGCAACCGGAUGUACGUGGUGGAAGUUUGGCAGCUUCUUUUCCAAAAAGCUUCUCCCGUACUCAGACAGGCUCUGGCCUCAUUCUCCGCCACGGCCCCCACCGCCAUGAGCGCAGCCUAUUCCAAUCCUCUUGAUGCUCUGAGAGAAGUGGUUGCUAAAAACCUCACACAGGCUCAACUGAAGAGUGAAGAUUUUGUUAGAAGCUGGUUCCAGAUGGAUCUCGGUCCAUUCCUGGCCUCCCCGUCAACAAAUUUCCUCUUCUGCCUUGGCACCUACAACUUCAGCUGCCAGACCUACCAGAUUGUCAUCGGAGCAUUCAGCAACCAAAGCCCACUGAUGGACAACGACAGAAAGCGAGCAGUCUUUACUCACUUCAUCCAACCAUUCCUUUCCAGAAAGGAUUUGCCAGACCCAGGCUGUGUGUCAUCCGCCAAUAGUAGUCAGCUCUGGCUACAGGCCAACUUUGGCAAUUUCUCUCAAUUUGCCAGCGUAGAGGAUCUGCAAGCCCUUUAUCCCAACUUCUCCAUCCUGUCGAAACUGUCUCCCUCUCAGGUAGCAGAGUUUCUGCUGAGCACAGACAUCUCGAAUGACACACGACUUGUCGAUCGAGUCUUUGAGCGACUGCAGGUUGGAAACGCUGUUGAAAACGUGGACGCAUUCUUUACCAAACUUACAGAGAAGGAGGUCCCAGAGUUUCAAGUUGACGUCAGAGAUCGCAUCAUGAACAGGACCUACAUCAUCGUCGGUCCCUCUUUCCCAGAGUUCCCUGAAAAGGAUCUUUUUGACUGGUUCCAUGUCAAACUGGUCCCGGUUCUCCCAAGUUUCACUCCACAAAUGCUCCAAGAUGUAAUCACCAACAUCAACUGCACAAAAUACCAUGUCAUGUGA
Poeciliopsis prolifica (blackstripe livebearer) is the source of this 9349-nucleotide messenger RNA. RefSeq lists its product as uncharacterized. The record is from RefSeq and is a predicted model, not a curated record. Lineage: Eukaryota; Metazoa; Chordata; Actinopteri; Cyprinodontiformes; Poeciliidae. Bases 77 to 9349 code for a protein of 3090 amino acids. The transcript has 82 exons.